GACUCCUCUGCGCAAAGAAAAAAGUGUAACCCCAACAAGCGCUUCCUUUACUUCAAGGGCUUUGCUGUUGUUAUCUCGUCAUACACUUACGAUAAGACCAGUUAAGGCAGGAUCCCUUGAGGAGAUCAGAUUUAUCAGUUAACAGUUGAGGGUCCUGUACUUUAUUUCUAAACACACUUUAAAAUAUUUUCCUAAUGGUUAAAAAUUAAACACAAAUCUAACAGCUGACAUUCAGAAGAAUCCCAGCCAGAAGAAUUUGUCUAGGAAAGGGGAUAAAAUUUCAUCAUGCGAAUGCUCCAAAUUUGCUUGGUUUUCUUGUGUCUCUUUUGUCUUUGUGGAUCAGAGAAUGCAGCAUCUAAUGCUGAAGAAAACCACUUUCGACAGGUUAAGCCUGCCCAGCCAGCUAAGCAAGACGACUACCUCAUAGAAGAAUGCUUAGGCAACCAAUACACCCACAAGUCCUGUAAGAAAGUUUUUUGUCACCCAUGGGAACGAUGUGUGGAGGGAAAAUGCCUUUGCAAGCUUCCCUACCAGUGCCCAAAGAAUGGCUCUGCAGUUUGUUCCACCAGUGGAAAGAACUUCCGUACUUACUGUCAGCUGAAGAGCUACGAGUGCCAGCAACCCAAAGCAAAGUUCCUGCACAAGGGAACGUGCAUGCCUGAAGAAACAUUUUCAGUCUCUCUGGGUCAUGGAGAAUCAAGUUUGCUUCAAGUAAAACCCGUGAAUCAUAAGGAUGACAGUUUUGUAUGCGCUAGUAAGUGGACUAUGAAUGAAGCAAACGUGGCUUGCAGGCACCUUGGCUUUGAAUUAGGUGCUGAAGAUUACCAAGCCACUACCAGCAUCACAGAAUCUGCCUUAAACUCAUUAAACUGUCUGCAGAUAAGUUGCAGGGGCCUAGAGACAAGUCUUGCUGAAUGUCACAUAGAGAUGAAAUCAAGAGAUAGUAAUGAGGGACUGGUUAGCCUGCAAUGCCAUGAAAAUCUCAGAGCUUGUUCAGAUGGGGAAUUUCACUGUGUCAACAAGAAGUGCAUUUCCCUGAAAAAAACCUGUGAUGGGAUCAAUGACUGUGGAGACCUGAGUGAUGAACUGUGCUGUAGAGAGUGCAGAGGCAACAGUUUCCACUGCCGGUCAAAUAUCUGCAUUCCAAAUAAGAAUGUCUGCAACAAAGAAAUUGACUGUCUCACAGGAGAGGAUGAAGCUGGAGUUCUCUGUGCAGGCAAAGAAGAAGGUGCUGAAAAGGACAGUAUGGAUGAAGAAAGAAAAAUGAUAAAGACAUUUCUUCCCCAAGUGCACUGCGGUGUUGGGAAUCACACGCUAACUCGACGGAAAAGAAUCAUAGGUGGAGAGAUUGCAGGAAAGGGGGAAUUUCCUUGGCAAGUGGCAAUUAAAGACACCAGCAAUGAAGGUUCAGCAGUGUACUGUGGAGGGGUUUAUAUUGGUGGCUGUUGGGUUCUGACUGCUGCUCACUGUGUCAGGGCAAAUCGAGUCCAUCUCUACCUUGUCUGGGUUGGAAUGUUGAACUCCAUAGCGUAUGACAAAGAGACAGAUACUUUCAAACUAAACCAAGUGAUAAUUCAUGAAAAUUACAAUGCAUCAACUUACGAAAAUGACAUUGCUCUGCUGGAGCUGAAAGGUUCUGGGCAUGGAGAAUGCUCCCUGGAAGACACCAGCAUACCUGCCUGUGUCCCCUGGUCAGAGUAUAUGUUUAAGACUGGUGACAGAUGCAAGGUUUCUGGAUGGGGAUUGGAGAAAGGUUACACAAAACAAUUUAUCCUCAAGUGGGGAAAUGUUAAUUUAUUUCACAAUUGUUCUGAAUUGUAUCCAGGACGAUUUUUUAAGAAAAUGGCAUGUGCAGGUACUUAUGACGGCUCCACAGACAGUUGUAAAGGUGAUUCAGGUGGCCCCCUGGUCUGCUUUGAUGCAGAAAAAGUGGCCUAUGUCUGGGGCAUUGUGAGCUGGGGUGAGAACUGUGGAGAGGCUGGUCACCCUGGUGUGUACACACAAGUUGCCAGCUAUUAUGACUGGAUUAGCCACCAUGUGACGAGGGGUCUCAUUUCACGGUACAAUAUCUGAAGCUUGGAAAAUUAAAUGCUUUCUUCAUAUCCCUUAUGCAAAAAAAUGUCCUUUCUCACAAUCAGCCAUUAUGUAACUUAGCAACAAUCAGUACAAAUCUUCGCGGAAUGUAUUUUCAAAAUUCUUAACACUCUAUGAAUACCUCAUUUUUGCAGAGCCUGUGGGAAGAGAAUUUUACAGGCACAAGUCCACCGCAAAGGUCUCUAAUAAAAGCAGAUAUUAAAAUA
Molecule: messenger RNA, 2300 nt
Organism: Prinia subflava (tawny-flanked prinia)
Lineage: Eukaryota; Metazoa; Chordata; Aves; Passeriformes; Cisticolidae
Gene: CFI
Product: complement factor I
Exons: 12
Coding region: 286-2073 (595 amino acids)
Biological process (GO): proteolysis
Cellular component (GO): membrane
Molecular function (GO): serine-type endopeptidase activity; protein binding
Source: RefSeq, a predicted model, not a curated record